ACGUGAUUUUAUUGAUUUUUGGCGCGGAGGAAAUCUAAACAUGGCUGCUGUUCGACUUUAUUCCGAUAGCAAAUGUUCCACCAUCUAGCAGCUCGUAUGUUCAUGCAGAUAUGACUGCGUAAUGAGUUUGUAAGAUCUCCCAUUAUUUGAAAACAUGGAAGAUUGGGAUAUUCCGCUGCAAUAUCCCGAUGAAGAUGAUUUCGAAGAUCGAUAUGCGGAUGAGAUGGAAAUUAUGGACGAAAUCGGUGCUGGGUUUCCUUCUUCAAGAAAGACUUUAAAUUUCGGGCAUGAAAAAGACAGCACAACUGACGGAGAAACUGGCAAGAAACGUGAUCACGAUGAAAUGUACGGCUCACCACUUGAUGAAAGCAUUGAAAUUCCGAAAGAUCAAUUAAGUCCUGUUAACAAGCGACCACGUUGUGCAAGCCCAAAUACCCAAGAUAAGCAUGAUUUGAAUGAUAACUCUGUACCGUCUAAUCAAACAACCAAUGGACACCACCUGAAUCAAAGUCCUGAAACUCUAAAGUAUGGUACAUCACAAAAUAUCCUAUUUGAUAGAGGGUAUGGACUGUCGCAAGAUAUCCCAUCCCAUGGACAUAUGCCAUCAAGGCUGGGGAAGACUCAUGUUUACACUAGACCACCAAUGAACAAGGAGUGUGUUACUGUGACAAAGACUGAUGGUCAGAGGCUGUAUCUUUGUCUUGACGCAGAUGACGACUGUCAAUCACAGUUGCCAAAAAAGAACACAAAGUUGCAUGAAAUGAGAAGGAAGUUUUCACAAAAUCUGCUACAGGUCCCAUUUCAUGUUCUGCAACAGCAAGUUAAUGAACAGAGAAGGAGUAAAGCCAGGGCAGAGUCGGACAGAGUUAUGGCAGCAGUGAGAAGAGCUGUCGAGGGUACUCCUGAAACACAGCCUACAGGUGGAGCAGGCGAGGAAGAGAAACAAGACGAGGAAGAAUCCACACCCCUACACCAUGGUUUAUGGGUAGAAAAAUAUUCCCCAAGACAUUUCACAGAACUUUUGAGUGAUGACGCGAUCAACAGAACUCUGCUGCAAUGGCUUAAAUUGUGGGAUAAGGUGGUAUUCAGGAGAGAGAGGAAACCUGUGAAACAUCAGCCAAAGGAACAGAAGUCCAACAUGGACAAAAAGCACAACAAGGACUUUAGAAAGUUUGGCAAGGGAGGACUUGACAGUGACGCAUGGACUGAAGUUGAUGACAAUGGCUACCCAGUACACAAGGUUGCCUUGCUCUGUGGUCCCCCUGGUCUUGGUAAAACUACCCUGGCUCAUGUCAUUGCACAACAUGCUGGUUACAAUGUGGUGGAAAUGAAUGCCAGCGAUGAUCGGGCUGUGGAAGUGUUCAGACAGAAGAUUGAGGUUGCUACCCAGAUGAAAUCUGUUCUUGGUGCCAAUGAGAGGCCUAACUGCCUUGUUAUUGAUGAAAUUGAUGGAGCGCCCACACCUGCAAUCAAUGUACUCCUAUCUGUCCUCAAGCAGAAGCAAUCAGAUGGUGGUGAGGUGAAAAAAGGAAAGAAGAAAAAGAAGAUCCUUCAGCUCCUGAGGCCUGUUAUCUGUAUCUGCAAUGACCAGUUCGUGCCGUCUCUUCGACAACUUCGUCAGCAAGCUCUGGUUGCCGUCUUCCCUCAAACCAUUCCUGGGCGACUCUCAAGCAGACUUCUUGAGAUUGCCAGGCGUGAGGGUGUCUCAACAGACAUGACAACACUACUUGCUCUGUGCGACAAGGCCGAGAACGACAUUCGAUCUUGCCUCAAUACACUUCAGUUUGUACACAGACGCCACGGAAAGCUAGCCCUAGAGCACGUCCAAUCAACAACUGUCGGCCAAAAGGAUCUACACAAAAACUUGUUUACUAUUUGGCACGAGAUUUUCCAGCUCCCCAAGCCAAAGAGGAAGCGAUUUGGGCUCUCGAAUACUGUGGGUGGUACCCAAAGGCGCGCAGAGGAUAUCGGGUUCUUCACCAGUGAUGAGAAUCUUGGGGUUGAUCCCACGCAGAAUGUAUCAUCCUUGACGACAAGGUUUCAUAAUAUUCUACGCCUGGCAUCAUCUAGUGGUCAAUAUGAGAAGCUUAUGCAAGGUCUAUUUGAAAAUUACUUGAAUAUCAAGUUUAAAGAUACAGGUCUCAGCGCUGUUGUCAGUGGAACAGAGUGGCUCGAGUUCUCCGACGUCGUAGAGCGAAAGAUCCUUCAGUCUCAGAGCUUCAUGCUGAGAGGGUACAGCUCUUUUUUAUCCGUUGCCUUUCAUCUACUGUACGCCACGCCUACUUCGUCAAAACUCAGCUAUCCCAGCAGUCAGUACGAGUGUCAUUUGCGCGAAGUCAAGACAAUGAACUUGCUUGAGUCGCUCAAAUCCGAGGCUUGUCCUCGCAUAAGACAAGUUCUGAACCAGCGCAUCGCGUUACUGGAUCUGUUUCCGCUUUUACUGGAAAUAAUUACACCUACACUUAGACCGGUGAACAUGCAGCUCUUUUCCGCACGUGAGAAAAAGCAAGUCACUGAUUUAAUUGACACAAUGAUCGCCUACAACUUGACCUACCACCAGGAGAGAAACAGCGACGGCCAGUAUAACUAUACACUAGAUCCGAAUAUAGAAGAGGCUGUCAAGUUUCCUGGUCUGGCUCAACACAAGCAGCUUACGUAUGCCACCAAGCAACUCGUAGCUAGAGAGAUUGAUCUCGAAAAAAUGAGACGGGCAGAAAGUGUGAUGUACGCGCACGCUCAGGAUACGCCUAGCAAGCUGAGCAGUGAGAGUAAGGCGGUUAAGAAGGAGAAACCUAACGUUGUAACAAAGUUAGAUACCACCAAAGUCAUGGUGAAGGAAGAGAAGGUGGCUCUUGAUUUCUUUGGGAGACCCAUCAAGAGAAAAGAACCAAAAAAUGCCGGCAAAGGUUCUGACGGUAAGAAAGAGGAAAGCAAAUGCGCGGCUCAGGAGAUCUGGUUCCGCUUUAAUGAGGGUUAUAGUAACGCGGUCAGGAAGAACAUCAAGAUACAAGAGUUACUGUAACGGUGCACCUUGUUCCGCAGCCUUAUCAAGCAUCGCCAAUAGUCUAUUUUGUCAGUGUUGCCAUAUUAUUUGAAGGUAAACCUGCCUAGUUCACAAGGCAACUUGAGCCGUCAAUUGCUGUGGACAGGCCAGCGGUAACAAAGGUAGUAGUCAGACAUGGGUAGAGGAAAACAGAAGAUAAGGAGCAAUCGUGAUAAUCGAAAUGAUCGUGAUAAUCAGAAAUGCUAAAAAAACAUUACAGGGUAUUGUAACCACAGGAAGACGGCGUUGAUCGUCUUUCGCAAAUAAAAACAAUGAAAAUAA
Molecule: messenger RNA, 3325 nt
Organism: Nematostella vectensis (starlet sea anemone)
Lineage: Eukaryota; Metazoa; Cnidaria; Anthozoa; Actiniaria; Edwardsiidae
Product: chromosome transmission fidelity protein 18 homolog
Exons: 24
Coding region: 155-3022 (955 amino acids)
Molecular function (GO): ATP hydrolysis activity; ATP binding
Source: RefSeq, a predicted model, not a curated record